Rhagoletis pomonella (apple maggot) is the source of this 903-nucleotide messenger RNA. RefSeq lists its product as uncharacterized. Lineage: Eukaryota; Metazoa; Arthropoda; Insecta; Diptera; Tephritidae. The annotation marks the transcript as partial. The record is from RefSeq and is a predicted model, not a curated record. The transcript has 2 exons.
GCAAAUGCUGCACCGACCACAGGAAUCACUAGACUCAAUAUUACAACCCCCGGAAGACCCAACGCUACACAGCAAACAGGAAUUGCUAGUGGGAACAUAACAUUGGUGGAAGAAUCUAACGAUUUCGUUGGACUUACAAAUGAAAGUUCAGUAUUCAACGCUUCUAACGAGACUUAUAAUCUAAAUUCGAUCAAUACUACAACCUCCGACCAAUAUCCUGCACUGACUCUAGGAAUCACUGGACUCAAUACUACAACCCCCGGAAGACCUAACGCUACACAGCAAACAGGGAACUUAACAGUGGUGGAAGGAUCUAACGAUUUCGUUGGACUUACGAAUCAAAGUUCAUUAAUCAGCGCUUCUAACGAGACCAAUAUUCCGGGACUGGCCGAAACUUCUGAUCUUAGUUCGGCAAAUGCUCCCUACCAAAAUUCUUCACCGACUACAGGACUUACUGGCGAGAACGUUAUAUUAGUUGAAGGAUCUAACGAUGAGAGAGUAAUUAGACCAACGCAUGAAAAUUCAUUGAGACGAAGCUCAAGGCAGCUUUUACAACACAAAUAUAACAAAAUAGGAGACCUAGCAAGAAUGAACAUGGGAAACAUAACUUAUAAAUGUUACAGCGUGCGCGUCAAAGGCAAAAAUAAGGUGCAAAUCAACAAAGGUUGUGUGGCAAUGCGACCGGAACAGAACGCUUGUGCUCUAUUGGCAGACAAGUACGGCGCAGAGGCUUUAGAAGGCUGCCAAGUGUGCUUGGAGGGGAAAUGUAACCGUAGCUAUGGAAAUGCGUUGAGGUAUUCAGCGAAGAUCUGGACGUUAACUAUGUCAAUUGGUUGGCUGAUUGGCGCGGUUAUGAAUUGCCUUUUUUCAAAUAGCUGUACACCAGCUUAAUUGUACAACUAA